Molecule: messenger RNA, 1129 nt
Organism: Arabidopsis thaliana (thale cress)
Lineage: Eukaryota; Viridiplantae; Streptophyta; Magnoliopsida; Brassicales; Brassicaceae
Product: troponin T, skeletal protein
Exons: 2
Coding region: 283-957 (224 amino acids)
Source: RefSeq, marked reviewed
GUUUACACUUGUGAGUGAGUGAAAAAGUAAAGCUAGAGAGGUUACUGUUUUGAGAUGCUCUUUUUAGAAAGGGCCAUAUAUAAAUGGUAGUGUAGUAGUACUAGUGGAGCUUCUUCAUAUACAAUUUUGACUUCUCUUCAUUGAAUGUAGGAGAGAGGCUCUUUACAUCAUAAAUAAAACAAGAACACAGCUUUCAGAGAGAUAGAGUGAGAUUCUCCUUCAUUAACAUAUUCUUCUUCAUGUUAUAAGAAGAAGAAGAAGAAGUGUCCAAAAGGAUUAGAGAUGGGUGGAUGCACAAGCAAGCAAGAGAGGAGAGGUGUGAGAAGUGUGAAGGAGACAUCAAAAGACCAAAGCAGAGGAAGAAGACACCUGAUAAAAGAGAGAGAUGAGAGAGAGAAAGUGAUGUUUCUUCAGCUUAAAGAGGCGGAGAGAGAGUGGAGAAAAGAGAGGAAGAAGCUGAGAGAGGAAGUGAGAAGACUAAGGAAGAAGCUAGAGGAAAGAGAAGAAGCAAAGACAACAACAACAGAGGAAAGAGAGUAUUGGAAGUGGGUGGUUGAGGAGAUGUGUGUAGAGAGAGCAGUGAGAGAUGAAGCCGUUGAGAAAUGGAAACAACUCUAUUUAGCUAUCAAGAAUGAGCUUGAUCAUCUCAUCUCCCACACUACUUCUUCCUCCGGAGAAGCAAUCAUGCAAAGGAAACUUGAGGAACAAGAAGAAGAAGAAACAGAAGCAAAGAGAGUUGAAGUAUUGAGAGAUGAAGUUAGAGUUAAAGAAGAGACAGUUGAGACACUUGAAGAGCAAAUAGUUUUGAUGGAUAGACAAAAGUAUGAGAAAGAAAGAGAGAUUGACUUAUUGAGACAGAGUCUAAGGAUUCUUGGAAGCAAGAAGAAAAAGAAGACAGGAUCAUUCGCAUCAAUGAAUCUGUUGAUAUUGAAGACCAAAUGUGUCGAAUGUACAUAAACACUUUUUACUCAAAUAGUCUUCUGCAAACAGUCAUAUCUCGUCAGAGAAUCUUGAUCCACAAUGUCAUAUUUAUUUCUCUUUUGGUUAUUUUACAAUUUUUAUUUUGGAAAUAUAGUAAAUCAUAGCACUAUGAGUUCAAAAAGCACAUGUCCCAUGAAAGAUUUGCACA